GCCGGUUGCCGCGGCGCGCGAUCGUGUCGCUCGACCCCGCUCUCCCCACGUGUGCAGUGCUGUGAAAAACUGUGAUGGUGUUAGUGUUGUAGGAAUUGUUCCAUGUUCUAUGGCAGCCUGCCGAUGUAAACACACGCCCGAAAUGAGAUGAGCAUGCGCGUGGCUUGGGCCAGGUGGUACUGGAUAGUGAUCUUCACGACGUGCACCGCCAGGACUGCCAGCGACUGGCUCGACUGCGCCCGGUUCGCCGCCUGCGUCUGCAAGUGGUCGUCCGGCAAGAAGACCGCCACCUGCGCCUCCAGCGACCUGCGCCGGCCCCCGCCGCUCUCAUCCGACAUCCAAGUACUAGACAUACACGACAACCCGAUCAGAAACCUCCCCGCUGAAGCUUUUGCAAAUAUCGGCCUAUUAAACCUGCAGAAAAUCAACUUACGGGCCACUAAACUUCGAUCGCUCCAUGCGGAUGCAUUUCUCGAAUUAAGAAUUCUGAUUGAAGUCGAUUUGGCUGAAAACGACCUUUCUAAUCUACCGAGGGACAUAUUCAGAGGCAACGAAAGACUGCGCUUGGUAGUUCUGACCAACAACCCUUUGACGACAUUAAUUGCAGACCAGUUCCCGCCUUUGCCGCAUCUGCGCAUGCUUUUAUUAGACGGUUGCCGGCUGCGGACGAUACAUAGAAACGCUUUACGGAAUUUAAAGUCUUUGGAGAAAAUAGAUUUGCGUAGAAAUCAGCUUACAUUCCUUCGUUACAGUACGUUCUCUUUGCCGACUUUGAAAACGAUUUCUUUAUCAGGCAAUCCGUGGCGAUGCGACUGCCGUCUGCGUGAAUUUAAAGAUUGGUUUUUACUGAGGAAGUUAGAUACAGAGGAAUUAGUUUGUGUGGAGCCUUCCACAAAGGCGGGGAACAAGUGGAGGAGUGUUUCUAACGAGAGCAUGGUGUGCGCGCCCGAGGUGCGCUCCAGCACGUUGGUUGUAAGAGCCGAAGUCGGAGUGGCCACUUCCUUCGGCUGCUGGGUUCACGGGAUUCCAAAACCUCAAGUAACAUGGUUAUUUGAUGGUGUAGAUGUACAUAACAGUAGUUUAGAUUGCGAUUUGGAAGAAACGCAGACAGAUAUAGAAGAUGAUGAUUCCGAUGAAAGAGUACCAGGCAGCGUAAGAUGGGUGAAUAUCACGCUGUUGAAUGUGACUUCCAGUGCGGCCGGAGAAUGGUCGUGUGUAGCGAAAAGUAGCGCCGGAGAAGCGAGAGCGAUAAUUAGUCUCGUGUUACCUCGAUCCCAAACGGCUACAGCAAGAACUGCUCCCGGCAUUCCUCAACUUCUAGGCGUCGUUUUUGGUGCAUUAGGCAUCUUAGCGUCCCUCGGCUUUUUAGCAGCUGUAGCUUGCUGGAGAUUAAGACGACGAACAGUUCCACCUAGCAGAAGCUUCACUGACCAAGAAAAGAGAUUACUAGACGCCUCAGUGGUCGUUAGUUGCGAUCGCUCUAUAGGUGACAUGGCGUCGCCCUGCGAUUUUGAACUGACAGAAAGAUCAGGUGACGACCAACCUAGAGGUUGCGGCUUCGACCCUGUACAUAUAACUAUAGAAGGUACGCCUGGCGCCUUUCCUCCUCCGCCUGCAGAAUUCGCUGUCCCAGUUCCGUACGGAAACAUUUUUAUAUCAGUUCAAGUAGCAGGAAGAGUCGGUGAGCCGGGGAAGUACCCUGAUCUACUGAGUGGAGGAGCGACGUUGCCACGUAGAAGUAGGACAUGCUGCACUGCACCAGCGUAUGAUAAUAUGGGACCCAGAGUGACAGCAACGGGGAGUUCUUCAACAUGGUCUUUACCCGGACCUAGCGCAGAGAAUGGUGGAGUGGACAAUACAGAGACCCCCGUGCUGACCUUACCGCCUCCGCCGCCUGAGUUUGUGUCCCUCUAGCCUCGGCCCCUGGUACUGGACGCCUCUGCCCUGAGGUGACCUGGUACCACACGGACUUACGGUCAAUUAGACUUUUCUCAAAUUUCGUCAUUAUAAGAUUAUUAAGUUUUUGUAAAUAGUUAAUUGCUAAGAGGGAGAUGUGUGACAUCCUGUGAGAUUUAAAUACGUAAGGUUGUUAUCACUAUUGAUGAUGAUGAUGAAUGAAUGUUAUUUAUCAUUAUUAGUUAGAGUAAAUCUUGUUGCUGAUAUGUUGGGAUUUUAUUGGAGUAAGAAUCUAGUCUUUGCGUUGAUUUCCUAGGACGUUAUUUUUAAAUACUUUUUGCAUAUGUGUGUCUUCCCAACUUUUGUAAAUAGAAUUAUUUAUUACUUAUAAACUUCCCAAACAUAAGACUGACCCUUUUGUCUUGUUUUCGUCUAUCUUUAUAUCUUUAAUGA
Messenger RNA from Leguminivora glycinivorella, 2349 nucleotides. Its product is annotated as leucine-rich repeat-containing protein 24-like. The transcript has 2 exons. Gene Ontology annotation, molecular function: protein binding. The record is from RefSeq and is a predicted model, not a curated record. Bases 148 to 1914 code for a protein of 588 amino acids. Lineage: Eukaryota; Metazoa; Arthropoda; Insecta; Lepidoptera; Tortricidae.